AUGAAUAAUUCUUCGAUAUUUAAUUAAUCAUAUUGUAAAACAGAAGGUGAUGAAUAUUAUGGGAGCAGAGCCUUGGACAUCCUCAAAGAGAAAAUGAAGAUUUUUGAUUUAGAAAAAAUACCUCAACUUACUUAAUAAUAAAGAGCAAGAGCACGAUCUAAAGAAAGAAGUAAGACUCCAAAAUUGUAGAUUCAUUCAAAUAGCAAAUAACCAACGAAUUAUUCCCAGUAUCGAAUAUCAAAUAAAGAAUAAACAUACAAAUCCACAAAUGAAAUGUUCUCAAGAUAAACAAUAGAAUCCAUAAAAAGUAGAUUAAGCAUGUAGGAUGCGAAGUUAUUAGACGUUCCUAUCAUUAAAAUAUCCAGAGAAAGGCCACUCAACAAUAAUAAUGAAUCUUUCAAUACAAUGUCGUUAAUCCUAAUGGAAAAAUACUACUAAUCAACGAUCAAAUAUUAAUAAAAAUAAGCAAAAUAAUUGGAAAAACAGGCCCAGAAUCCCAAUACUUCUAUCAAUACAAUAUCACAAAUCAUAAGAAACAAUUAAGCUGUUAAAAAUUAUAAACGAAAACUAAGACAUAGUAGAAGAGACUUAAUAAAAGAAAUCCCUCAACACUACUCAGCCCUCAACAAUUCAAGAUAAUUUAGUUCCGAUAAAUCAAAUUAAGAAUAUAGUAGAACUACUUAAAUAGUAAGCAAAUACUCAUCUCUUUGA
Molecule: messenger RNA, 711 nt
Organism: Paramecium octaurelia
Lineage: Eukaryota; Ciliophora; Oligohymenophorea; Peniculida; Parameciidae
Source: the annotation of a GenBank genome assembly